UGAAACGAAAUGAAAUUUGGUUGAACAAGUGUAGGCCACACACAAACAAGACAAAGUGGAUGAUGAUCCAAUUAAGAAUCUCCAACCAAAUAUUUGGAUAGUUCAUAAGAAACCAUCCUGAUGUUCACUCUAAAAGCAGAGUCUCCAUUACAAUCAACAUGGACUCUGCUCGAGAACUGCUCAAACAUGAAGCAAUUGAAACAAAUUCAAGCUCAAAUGAUCAAAACAGCAAUCCUCUCAGAACCCAAAUUAGCUACAAAAUUUCUAACCCUCUGCACUUCACCCCAUGUCGGCGAUUUGCUUUACGCUCAAAGGGUAUUCAAUGGAAUCACCAGUCCUAACACUGUCAUGUGGAACGCCAUUAUAAGAGCCUAUUCUAACAGUAAAGAACCAGAAUUAGCAUUUCUCUUGUAUCAGCAAAUGCUUUCUUCCUCGGUACCGCACAAUUCCUAUACCUUCCCUUUCUUGCUUAAAGCUUGUCGUAAUUUGUCGGCCUUGGGUGAGGCACUUCAAGUUCAUGGACUGGUUAUCAAACUGGGAUUUGGGUCGGAUGUUUUUGCAUUGAAUGCUCUGCUUCAUGUUUAUGCUUUGUGUGGUGAGAUUCGUUAUGCACGCCAAAUGUUUGAUAAUAUUCCUGAAAGAGAUGCUGUUUCUUGGAACAUAAUGAUUGAUGGGUAUAUCAAAUCUGGGGAUGUAAAAACGGCUUAUGGGAUUUUCUUGGACAUGCCAUCGAAAAAUGUGGUUUCGUGGACGUCUUUGAUUUCGGGGCUUGUUGAGGCAGGACUGAGCGUAAAAGCUUUGAGUCUUUGUUAUGAGAUGCAGAAUGCAGGAUUUGAACUUGAUGGUGUUGCUAUUGCGUGUUUGCUCACUGCUUGUGCGAAUCUUGGAGCGUUGGAUCAAGGAAGAUGGCUCCAUUUCUAUGUGCUCAACAAUGGAGUCGAUGUUGAUCGAGUAAUUGGCUGUGCUCUUGUCAAUAUGUACGUAAAAUGUGGGGAUAUGGAAGAAGCCUUGCGUGUGUUUGGGAAACUGAAGGGUGAUCAGAAAGAUGUGUGUAUUUGGACGGCUAUGAUUGAUGGCUUUGCCAUUCAUGGGCGUGGAAUGGAAGCUCUGGAAUGGUUCGACCUAAUGCGAAGAGAAGGAAUAAGGCCAAAUUCCAUCACUUUCACUGCAGUUCUAAGGGCUUGUAGCUAUGGGGGACUGGUUGAAGAAGGAAAGGAGUUAUUCAAGAGCAUGAAAUGUCUCUAUAACUUGAGUCCAUCUAUUGAGCAUUAUGGGUGUAUGGUUGAUCUUUUGGGUCGAUCUGGGCGGCUGAAUGAAGCGAAAGAGUUGAUCAAGAAUAUGCCCAUGAAACCUAAUGCUGUAAUAUGGGGAGCUUUUCUGAAGGCCUGUUGGAUUCAUAGAGAUUUUCUGGUGGGUAGCCAAAUCGGAGCUCACCUGGUGGAAGUCGAUUCAGAUCACAGCGGGCGGUACAUUCAGUUGGCUACAAUUUUAGCUGCACAAGGUAAAUGGAAAGAAGCAGCCGUAGUGAGGUUGAAGAUGAAGAAUCUGGGAGUCCCAAUUUCCCCAGGAAAGAGUUCAAUAACUUUGAAUGGCAUUGUUCAUGAAUUCCUUGCUGGACAUCAAGAUCAUCCACAGAUGGAGCAGAUUCAUUUGAAACUGAAACAGAUUGCAGAGAGACUACGACAAGACGAAGGUUAUGAACCUGCAACUAAAGAUUUGUUGCUUGAUCUUGAGAAUGAGGAUAAAGAGACUGCAAUAGCGCAACACAGUGAGAAGUUAGCUAUUGCUUUUGGAUUGAUCAAUACAAAACCAGGUACGACAAUUCGGGUUGUUAAGAAUCUUAGAAUCUGUAGAGAUUGUCAUACUGUAGCAAAGCUCGUAUCUCAAAUCUAUUGUAGAGAGAUUAUAAUGCGUGAUAGAGUUCGAUUCCAUCAUUUUAGAGAUGGGAGUUGUUCUUGCAAAGAUUAUUGGUAGAGGGGGCAAGAUUUGAUGUUCUUUUGUUGUUUAUGCAUUCUCCAAUUCUCACUGUAAAUGUGUAAUAUAACAUGAUUUUUUGUGUAACUAUGUUAAUAUUAAAAUAGAUAUCUUAUAGUGUGUCUCAA
Molecule: messenger RNA, 2102 nt
Organism: Cucumis melo (muskmelon)
Lineage: Eukaryota; Viridiplantae; Streptophyta; Magnoliopsida; Cucurbitales; Cucurbitaceae
Product: pentatricopeptide repeat-containing protein At5g66520
Exons: 3
Coding region: 121-1974 (617 amino acids)
Biological process (GO): RNA modification
Molecular function (GO): zinc ion binding; RNA binding; protein binding
Source: RefSeq, a predicted model, not a curated record